AUGAACGUCGUGAGAGACCUCCUUAUGAAAGUCAGUCAGCUCUUUAACCAUGAGCUCCCAUCAUCGCCCACUAUGACGGAAGCCACAUCACUGGAAAUCUUCGUCUUUUCCAAACCUUCCUCCGAGAUCCUCCUUAUCAAUAGCGAUCAACCGUUCUCUAUUACCCUCUCCGCAUACGUCGUCGGCACCUAUGGCCAACCUCUCACUGUGUACGCUCCAGACACAAUACUACAUCCACGUGCACCCGCUCUGGAGCGGAACGGCCUGGUCUUCACCGACACUGCUACAGGGCAGACUGUCGAACGUCCACUCGUUGAUGCGCUGCGGGAGUAUCCCCGAGGCGGGUGUCGCGUCGCAACGGUAGCGAAGGAUUCCUUCAUCGAGAUCCCAGCGAACCCCAAAACGCCGUACGAGGUUACGUUCACCUUUGUGCCCAGCGCUGCGCAAGCACUGGGAGAGUUCUUUCCCGUUAUCGAUCCCAGGGCCGGCUUUCUUGCCGGGCACGUGUACAAGGUCGGUCUUGGGGAAGCUAUGGCUGGGGUGAUAUGGUGGAAGGUGGGCGCGAAGGGGAAGGUGCUUGCUGAGGGCGAGCGAAGUGGAGAGCGGGUGAAGCUAGACCAACCAGAUACCCCGCGGCUUCGGAUGGUCUCUGCGAAUGAGUCCAUGUUUGGCGUGCGGGAUGGUUAUGACUUUGUGCCAUGUUCGGUGACCGGUGAAGGUGUACUAUAA
Molecule: messenger RNA, 729 nt
Organism: Trematosphaeria pertusa
Lineage: Eukaryota; Fungi; Ascomycota; Dothideomycetes; Pleosporales; Trematosphaeriaceae
Exons: 1
Coding region: 1-729 (242 amino acids)
Source: RefSeq, a predicted model, not a curated record